AUGCAGGUAGGCCCCCUCUUCUGGGCGGGAGGGCACAGGGAAUGCCGGGGUGGGUGUUACCUGCCUCCUUGUUCUUCUGUCCCGGGCAGCUAUCAGCACCUGGCGCCCUCCGGGCUCUUCGGAUGGGGUCGCCGCUAUUCGGAGCCACCAUUUUUCGCCGUGCCGGCUGGGACCUGGAUACAACUGCCCCGCAGGGCCUCCGAGCCCAGCUUCCGGCCCUCCACCCCUGCGGGCUGGGCCCGAGGCAGGUUCCGGGCCCGCUGGGCCGCGGAGCUGGGUCUGGAGGAGGCUCGUGGCAGCACCGGGAGGUCCCUGUCUGCAUCAUCUGCUGCUGGGACCCCCAGCCGUGCCCAGGAGCCUCAGCCUGGGUCAGACCUUGUGCAGGAGCUCUCGGGCACCCUGCAGAACCUGGACCUGACAGAGGGCCGGCAGGACAGCCGGGAUGUGGUGUGCGGCAUCUGCAGGGACAGAGUGUGGGACAAGCCUGAGGCCCAGAGGGUCUUCGGCAUCCUGCCCAACUGCAGCCACGCCUACUGCCUGGGCUGUCUGCGCACCUGGCGCCAGACCCCGCGCCUGCCGCUGGAAGUCAUCAAGGCCUGUCCCCAGUGCCGUGUCUAUUCCAGCUACAUCAUCCCCUACAAGUUCUGGGUGAGUGAGGGGCCCGAGAAGGAGCAGCUCAUCCGGAGCUUCACAGCUCGGACCCGAUCCAGUGCCGGUUCUUCAUGGAGGGGAACGGCCACUGCCCCUUCAGAUCCGGCUGCAUCUACCUGCACCAGCUCCCGGAGCCGGCGCUGGCCUCCGCCUUUCCCUGUCCUGAGAUUGUGCAACUGGUCCCGGGCAGCGAGGCUGGAACCGACGCAGAGGUUUACAGUGCACGACCACAGUGACUGCAAGCCUCUGACAUCUGUAGAGAGGGUGCCGGGCUCCACAUUGUUCCUGGGACCCACCAGGCAAGUGGAUGACGUGUCCUUCCCAGGCCGUGCCCCGGCCCUGGCCCUGGCCCUCGGGGGCCCUGAGCUCCUGCUGGAUCUUGGUAGCUCCUACUAGCCUGGCCUUCUGCAUGGUGGCAGGCCUUCCCCUGGCAGUUCGGUGGUGGGAAAAGUAGCAGGUCCUCCGCCCACAGUGGGGGACAGGAGGGUGGGAGGCCUCCCAGAGCAAGGGAGGCUCUUGCUGCUCACCAGGGCUUGGUUUUUAGCUUUACUCUCUUGUAGAAGGAUUUGGAAAGAAAACCAAUAAAAUGCACCUAACACAUGGC
Messenger RNA from Chinchilla lanigera (long-tailed chinchilla), 1255 nucleotides. RefSeq lists its product as uncharacterized. Lineage: Eukaryota; Metazoa; Chordata; Mammalia; Rodentia; Chinchillidae. The transcript is spliced from 6 exons. Gene Ontology annotation, molecular function: metal ion binding; ubiquitin protein ligase activity. Gene Ontology annotation, biological process: protein polyubiquitination. The record is from RefSeq and is a predicted model, not a curated record. The coding region runs from base 1 to 1047 and encodes 348 amino acids.